AUGCACAGCUUGGAAUGCAUUCCGGUCCGGCGUUCCUGUGUGGGAGAGGAGGAAGUGACCGGAAUGCCGAACUGGACCGCCCAUCUGGCUCUCAGUCCAGCUUGGUCGCCAGGGGGUGCCAGCGGAAGUGUGGGGGAUGAGGGGGUGGGCACAGAGAAGCGCAGAGGCCGCUGUAAAUGGUUCAACGUCGCCAAAGGCUGGGGCUUCAUUACACCCGACGAUGGAGGCCAGGACAUAUUCGUCCAUCAGAGUGUUAUUGUGAUGUCGGGAUUCCGCUCACUUGGUGAAGGAGAGGAGGUGGAGUUUGAGUGCAAGACAUCGGACAAGGGUCUGGAGGCUACUCUGGUGACAGGACCUGAUGGCUCAGCAUGUGUUGGCUCCCAAAGAAGGCCUGUGGCUAAGAAAAGAUUCCGCAAAAUAAGGUGCUACAACUGUGGAGAGUUUGCCAACCACAUUGCUGCCAAAUGCACACUGGGGCCGCAGCCAAAGCGUUGCCACCACUGCAAAUCCACGGAACAUCUGAUCGCUGAGUGUCCAAACCGCCGCAAGAGCCAAGAGGAGUCGGAGGAGUCUGAGACCAGUCGUAGCAAGCCUGUUGGAGAGUCGAGCACCACCAAGGCACCCUCCGAGAAGGGAGAUAAUGCUGAGAAGAAACCGGCGUCAGAUACUCAGUCCUCCACUAGCAGUAACAAUGCCAAGGAAUAACACCCAUUUUGGUUAGGUUUAGUGUUAUAAUAGCCAAGAAUUCUUCAACAACUUUUAUGUACCCUAUUCCUAGUAUGUAGAUGUGUACAAAGCAUUCAUUUUCACUUUUGUACAAAGUAACGUGUAAUUUUCUUUCAUGAUGAAAGAAACUUUAAAUGGUUACUCUUCAUCAUGUUUUCUUCUGUUGGUUUCUUUCCUUACAACCAACAAUGAAUUUAAUACUUGAGCAGCAAACCCCAAAUAUUGUCCAUUUCAAUGACUUUUUAACUCAAUUUGGUUGGUUAAUACAAUUGUUUAGCUGUUGGUAUAUCAACUCACUCAUUCACAAUUCGUAGUGUCAUAUCCAUUGUAAAAGUGUAGUAGAUGUUGUCAAUGAGUUUUAUAAACUUGUAUGUGUCUUUAUGAAGUUCUGAACAAUUGUAUAAAUGGAAGAUAAAAAUAACUCAAUUUUGUAAUUACAACUUCAACAGACAACAUCUCCUUCAUUUAAAUCUGUUCCUUACACUUAACUUUUCUACUUGAGUAUUUGUAUAUUUUGUUCUUACUUUUCUUAUGAAGAAUUCUUGGCAUUCCUAAUAGUCUAACAUAUCUACCUCAGCGUCUACCUCAUUUACAGGCUGAAGCGUUUUACAUUUUAUGUUUUGAGUACACAGAGUUAUGUAGCAUGGUACAUAAUACAUUGGAGUUGAACUAUAAACAAUUGGACAGGUCAAUGGCGUGGCAUUACAAAUUAUGUGCAAUUGAAAUUGGCGUUAAAAUUACAAUCUUUUGGAGUAACUACAUACAUCUAGUCGAGUCAGUCUCUAUUGAGCAUGGCUGACAGGUGGUUUUCGAAUUUAACCAAUAAUUUGUGCUGUGAAAUUGGUCUUAAAUCGUGUAUUUUAAAAUUACCAAGUCACAGUAUUACUUGAUAUGUGACAAUAAUUCUUGGAGCUUAAAUGAAAAUAUAAAUGCAAUUUAGUGUCAUAUUAAUUAUUUAUUUUCAAAGUAUAGUUAAAUAUUAUUGUAUGUUUAAUUUGAAAAGUAUAAUUAAUUAGUAAAGAGCUUUAAAAGAAGUAAUGUUAGUUAGUAAUGUACAAAAUGUACUCCAAGAUUCAAAGUGGUAUUAUUUUUAUUUCGUUAUAAAUAGGAAUAUUUAGCUUUAAAGGUGUAAUAUGACAUCUAUUAAAUAAUUCAUAUUUGUAGAUAAUUUCUUUUGUAUUUCAUGACUAAAUGUUGUUUUUUCCUCCUCUUUAACCAAAUAUUAACACAUUUUUAAUUUUGUGUUGUUAAUUAUAAACUCAGUUUUUUUUUUAGAUAAAAUAUUAUUAGUGAUGGGCAGAUUUCCAGUCUUCAUUAAUUCCAGUUAAGAAUUUUUUACAUAUCAUAGAUUUCUGAAUUUGGGUUAUGUAAAUAAUACAUUGAUUCAUUAGACAAAGCAACCAAUCUGUCCUCAUGGUGAAACUCAUUAAGUAUUUAACUUCCUUACAUUAUAACAAAAUUGUUCAUUUUCUCUAGAAAAUUGAUUAUUUAUACUGACAUCUAAGAAUAGAGGUUAUUAUAUAGAAUUUUGUAUCUAAACUCAAGCUAUCAAUAUACCAUAAUAGUUUGAAAUAGUACGAACUAUUCAGUAAUUAAAUUUGAUAAAAAUACUAAAGUUAUAAAAACUUAUAGAUUCAAAUGGAAUUAAAUGUAAUAAUGAAUCUGCCAAUCACUGAAAUGAUUAAUAUUUAUAAUAUAAGAAAAUAAAACUAUACCAUAUUGGAUCUUGACACAGUGAUUGUAAAUUGACAAAAAACAUGGAACUGUAACAACAAUUAUAUGCCCUUCGGAGAAAGGGAAGUCCUUUGCCAACCCACUUCUGUUCAACAGCUCUGAUGUGUGAAUGUAUUUCAUUUGUCUAGUUUUAGAUAGUUUUAUGUGGGUGUGAAUUGUAUAGCCUACUAGUAAGCCAUUUAAAGUAGUGUUUGUGUUUUAAGUUUUCUCUGGACAACAUACUGGUGAACUAAAUCGAAGUUUCAACUUGUAUUAUUAGAGCAGUUAAAACUCUUGUUUUAUUUCCACUUGACAAUAUCAUCUCUUCUCAUUGUGCUUGGUAAUUUCCAGCAUUACAGAUCUGUUUGGCAAAAAGAUCCUUCACACUUGUUAUAUCUUGUCAUAGUAUCUCCUCCAGCUCGCACAGCCAGUAGUCCUCUUCUCUCCACUUCUGCCUUCACCCUUUAUAACUGACCAUAUCCAAUUCUUUCUCUGGUCUCCUUCCCCUAUAAUUUUACACAUGGGCAUCUUCUUAGGUAACCUUUGUUCCUAUGUUCUCUUCAAAACACGACUUCACCCAUUCUCUCUCGACCAUUACCAGCAUUUGUCCUUCCCUGUAAUACUUCCCUGCAAUAUAUAUUUCCCUGAUGAUAAACGGUAACCCCAUAUGUUUCUGUUGUUGAACUACGAGAUGAUAAGAGAUAAGGGAUGAUAAUGUUGACUGUGAAAGAGACAAGAGGUCACUUACGAUACAAAAAAUAAUGCACAAGUAUUACAACCAGUGAGUUACUAGUAAUACUGGCAGUAAUAGUUAGUGCAUUGUUGUCAAGACUGAUAAACAGUGCCUACAUUGUUGUAAUUCUCAGAUGUUUUAACAAUCGAUGUAACAAUUCCAGUUUGAGUUGACUUACUUCAAUGUUAGAAAGGUAGUUGGUUUGUGCUCGCCUACCGUUUAUAAGACUGAAUAACUUUUUGUAGCUGUAGUGAGGAUAUGUUUAUUAAUGUUAUGUUAACGUUAGUUGCUGUAUUAUUUUUUAAUGUUGCAUAAGAAUCGGGCGUCUGUUAACCUCUGUGUUUGGGCUCGGCGACUAAUCUUUGGUUAUGAUAGUUUUAAUGCUUCAAUGACAAUUGAAUUCUUUACCUUUUCCACUAAAAGUUAUACUGCAAUGUUGUAGUGGAUCUGGAAGAUAUUGUACAUCAAUAAUGCAUGAAGAACUGGUCAUUCAUUCAGAAGUUAGUUGUAUGAUGUUGCACAUUAGAGCAGUAGUGUUAGCUCAACAGUGUUUUCAAAUAAACAAAUCUAAGUUUUGGAAGUUUCCAAAAUAGUGUUGCUGCCCAAUACAUGUUUUGCAGGUUCCGAAAUGUCAAAUUUACCACAUUCUCAAUUUAAGGGAAAUGGAUUAUAAUUAGAAUUAUAUUUGUUCAUAAAUACAACACUAUGAAAACAAAAGACAAAUUUGAAUGUAUUAAAAACGUUGUAAUAUUAUUGUGAGGAUUGAACGGAAUAUUAGUAACGGUUCUUUUGCAACUUAUUAAACAAUAAUACUUUAUCAAGAUAAAUGUAAUUUUAACCUUAAUUACCUAAAGCUUUGUAUAUAUACCAAGCGUCAAAAAUCAAAUAUAUAAUCCUAUUUAAUAUUGAAAACCAUCUUUAAUUAAAAUGUAAUUAAUUUCCAUUUCAAGGUACUAAUGUUCCUAAGCACUGUACCAUUGGUUGUAACUCAAGAGAUACCUCUCCUACGUUUGUGUUGUUAAUUUAACUUCUACCACACUUGACAUUUAGAGAUCCAGGUUUUCAUUUACCUCCCAGCUUCACAGCAAUGGUUGAUGUGAAGCUCUCAUGUUUGACUUGGUUAGCUUGGUUAGGUUCAUUCAAUUACUGCUGAAUUAUGAACACUCGUUUAAAAUGUUAAUUUGAUUGUAGAUUUUUGUUCAUCUUGAUUUUAUCCUCUCCAUUAAAUAAAAUCUGUGCAUGUGACUUAAUCUAGUGUGUUGCUGUAUUUGUUUUUUGUAGUGACAUCAGCCAAUCUGGCAUCGAUUAUAAAGGUUGUUCUUAGCAAACAACCUAAAAUUGAUAUUUCAUGACUCUUUGUUUUACAAUAAUCUGGAAACCAUACAGCCAGUUGUAUUUUAUCAAUAACUUAAUUAAACAAUGUUUAACAAUAAACAAUGUUAAAUAAGAUUUAAAUAGUACAAACUCAAAUUACUAGUGAAUCAUUAAUCCUUUUUUAAAAGUUGUUAUAUUUCAAAAAUAGACCCAUUAUCAAUAACUAUAUAAUAAUAUAUAAUUGUGUUUAUAUCAGAAUGUUUUGAGCAUUCUAAGAAAGAUUAAAUCAUUCUUUCCCUCCAAAACCUCAUGUUAUAUAAUGUGCCUGAAUGAGGCAGUGACGUUAAGCAGAUAAAUUAUUUUUGGGUGUUUUUCUAUUUUUUUAAAAUUGUGCUUUAAAUUUGAAUUUUUUUUCAUCUUAUGUAGUAGUACAACAGCUAAGUGUUACAAGACCUGCAUACAGUUGUGGUAUUCUAAGUGUGAAGUAGUUACACGAUAAAUUAAUAUUUUUGAAUGCUUAUUUGACUUGUAUCAAAAUGGUUUUGAUGGGAAGUUUAGAUUCUAAUCAAAUUACAAUUACUCUAUUUCCAAGAAGAUUUUACUAGAAAGAGCAGAAGCUGUACUCAUAGACUUUUUCUUUGAAUAUUUAUCAAGAGAAAAGUGCUGUGCGACAGAAUUAAAGGAUUCCUAGUAAUAAAAAGACUGUUUACUCCACUCAGUACAAACAAAUAGCAAAGACAACACUUUAUCUGUAUCAGAAUACAUAGUUUACAUAAGCCUAGGUUAAGCUCUUAGAAAUAGUUUUCUAUUUUUGUACUUUAAAAUUCAACAGCAAGUAAUUUUGACCUUGUUGAUGAUGAAAUAUAAUGUUUUUAUUUAA
Messenger RNA from Homalodisca vitripennis (glassy-winged sharpshooter), 5366 nucleotides. RefSeq names its product protein lin-28 homolog (gene lin-28). Bases 1 to 705 code for a protein of 234 amino acids. The transcript has 4 exons. Lineage: Eukaryota; Metazoa; Arthropoda; Insecta; Hemiptera; Cicadellidae. Gene Ontology annotation, molecular function: nucleic acid binding; zinc ion binding. The record is from RefSeq and is a predicted model, not a curated record.